AUUCAAGUGGUUAAAGCUAUGGAAAUCAAAAGAAAUUUGGUUGGUUUUUUUUUCACCUGUUCUGUUUGACUAAGCCAAAGACACAAGGGGAAAAAAAGGAGAAGGAAAAGAAAAGGCAAUGUUGACAGAACAAUGUGGCUGCAGGCCCAUGACACAAGAGAAUCUAUCCUCUCUUUCUCUCUUUUCCUUUGUGGUUAUGAGAGCAAGAAUGUCUUUUUCUUUGUAUACUUCCAACCCACUAAAAACACAUUCUUGUCAUUUUCAUUCUCAUAUCAAUUCUUAUUGUUCUUUGCGCAUUUGGAGAGCGAAAGAGACAGAGACAGAGAGAGAGCUAAGAAUGGAAGAGGAGUUUCAAGGAAGGCCAGCAGAGUUACAACUGCAAUGCUGCAGUGCAAGGAUCAUGUCACCAGAGAUCGUCGAGAUUGGAGACGAAAGUAAGACUAUUAUCAGUAGCAGUGACUGUGGUGCAACCGAUGUCUAUGUCGCCGUUGGUAAAGAUGAUAUAGAUGUGCUUAAAUGGGCCCUUGAUCAUGCUGUCUCACCUGGCUGUUGUGUCUUUCUUAUCCAUGUUUUUCCUCCUCUCACCUACAUCCCUACUCCAGUUGGAAGAUUAGCAAGGAGUCAACUGAGCCAAGAACAACUGAGAGUGUACACCAAUGAAGAAAACAAUAGAAGGAGAAAUCUCCUGCAGAAGUACAUCCGCUUAUGCACUGACGCCAAGGUGACAGUGGACACAUUGCUUCUGGAGAGCAACACGACAGCCAAAGCAAUCCUUCAACUAAUUCCAGUACUCAACAUCACCAAUUUAGUCAUAGGAACCAAAAAUCCACUUUCCACAAGGCUAUUGGGGAAAAGAAUGGCGAAAGGAGAGUUUGUGAAAAAGAAUGCACCAGAAUGUUGCGAGGUUACCAUUGUUUAUGAAGGCAAAAAGGUCGAUGAGCGUCACCAGGAAAUGGGGUUGCUUCAUUCUUCUCAAAACUCCGGUAGCCGUCGCCGGCGCUCCGGCAAGAACUUGUUCGAGUGUGUGUGCUUGUUCAGCAGGUCGGGAAGCGAUUAAUGGGUUCUGUUAAUGCAAUGAACAAGAUGAAGAAGAACAAACGAAGAGAGAAUCACAAUUUUUACUUACUUUUUGUUUGUUUGAAUCCGAUCAAAGCCUACAGAUAGCCCAUAUCAGCUGGCUUGUAAUUUAGCGGCCGCCGCAAUUGAAAUGAAAUGAUUUAUGCAUAGAAAUUGUCGGAC
This is a messenger RNA of Cucurbita maxima (winter squash), 1239 nucleotides long. RefSeq names its product U-box domain-containing protein 33-like. NCBI's taxonomy places the organism in Eukaryota, Viridiplantae, Streptophyta, Magnoliopsida, Cucurbitales, Cucurbitaceae. The coding region runs from base 119 to 1057 and encodes 312 amino acids. The transcript is spliced from 4 exons. The record is from RefSeq and is a predicted model, not a curated record.